AUGGCGUGGGCUCAUAGCAUCAACGAGAAGGUCGCGAAGAGCGCCGUCGGGCGCUGGUUCCGGCUCGAUGGCAGCGGCCACAAGAAGACUCGACGCGGGUCCAACUUCCUCACAGAGAUUCGCGCCGGGCUGGCGACCUUCUUCGCUAUGGCGUAUAUUAUCGCCGUCAACUCAAGCAUCGUCGCGGAUACCGGAGGCACAUGCAUCUGCAACGGCGGUGCUGACGAUCCGAUAUGUGAGACCAACACCGAGUACGCCCUGUGCACCAACGAGAUCAAGCGUGACCUGAUCACCGCCACGGCCGCCAUCUCUUGCUUGGCUUCUUUCGCCAUGGGAUUAUUCGCCAACUUGCCCGUUGGUCUUGCUCCCGGGAUGGGUCUGAAUGCCUACUUUGCCUACACCGUUGUUGGAUUCCACGGCACCGGCACCGUCCCAUAUCAGGUCGCUGUAACAGCCAUUUUCGUUGAGGGCUGGAUCUUCUUCGCCCUGGCACUCUUCGGCAUGCGUCAGUGGCUCGCGAGAGCCAUUCCCCGCUCCAUCAAGCUGGCUACGUCUGUCGGUAUCGGUCUGUUCCUCACCCUCAUCGGUCUGACGUACUCCGAGGGUAUCGGCCUCAUUGUCGGCGCAACUUCCACCCCUACCGAGCUUGCCGGCUGCGCGGACGGCUUCCGUGACCCAGACACAGGACUGUGUCCUGGCAGCGAGAAGAUGAGAUCUCCCAUGAUGUGGGUCGGCAUCUUCUGUGGCGGUAUCCUGACCAGCCUGUUGUUGAUCUACCGCGUCAAGGGUGCAAUCCUGUACGGCAUCAUCCUGGUAUCCAUCAUCUCCUGGCCGCGUACCACACCGAUUACUUACUUCCCUUACACGGAUGUUGGAAACGACAACUUUGACUUCUUCAAGAAGGUCGUGGACUUCCACCAAAUCUCCAAGGUCCUGAAUGUGCAGGAGUGGAGCAUCGGACAAUACGGUGGCCAGUUCGGACUGGCACUCAUCACAUUCCUCUACGUCGACAUCCUCGACUGCACCGGUACUUUGUAUUCUAUGGCACAGUACGCCGACCUGAUUGACCCCGUUACCCAGGAUUUCGAGGGCUCCACUAUCGCAUACAUGGUUGACUCUGUCGCUAUCUCUAUCGGCGCCCUUCUCGGCACACCACCCGUGACCGCCUUCGUGGAAUCAGGUGCUGGAAUCGGAGAAGGUGGCAAGACCGGUCUGACAGCUAUGGUGACGGGCAUUUGCUUCUUCAUCUCUAUCUUCUUCGCCCCUAUCUUCGCCUCUAUUCCCCCUUGGGCAACAGGCUGCGUCCUGGUCCUCGUUGGCUCGAUGAUGGCUUCGUCCGUCACGGAGAUCAACUGGCGGUAUCCUGGCGACAGCAUCCCCGCCUUCGUCACCAUCGCUCUCAUGCCUUUCACCUACUCCAUCGCCGACGGCCUUAUCGCCGGCGUCUGCACGUACAUCGUGCUGAACACCACGGUCUGGGUGUUGGAGAAGGUCAGCGGCGGGCGCAUCGUCCCACCGAACAAGGACGAGAAGGAGCCGUGGACGUACAAGAUCCCCGGUGGCGUGCUGCCGCCCUGGAUGAGGCGCCUGGCCAAGGGAAAGAAGAACUUCUGGAGCGAGGACGACAGGGACGAGGUCGUCGGCCGUGGGGAGGACAGCCGCCGCACAAGCGGGAGCCUCGGGGAGCCGGAAGAGAAGACUGUCGGUGCUACCACUGCGUCAAAGCCGGUCACAGAGGGUGGCGAGGAAAAGCUUCAUUAA
This is a messenger RNA of Diaporthe amygdali, 1761 nucleotides long. Its product is annotated as inner membrane protein yico. Gene Ontology annotation, cellular component: plasma membrane. Gene Ontology annotation, molecular function: purine nucleobase transmembrane transporter activity. Gene Ontology annotation, biological process: transmembrane transport. The record is from RefSeq and is a predicted model, not a curated record. Bases 1 to 1761 code for a protein of 586 amino acids. The transcript is spliced from 2 exons. NCBI's taxonomy places the organism in Eukaryota, Fungi, Ascomycota, Sordariomycetes, Diaporthales, Diaporthaceae.